This is a messenger RNA of Centropristis striata (black sea bass), 2622 nucleotides long. It is a transcript of the gene fzd2, whose product is annotated as frizzled class receptor 2. Bases 160 to 1797 code for a protein of 545 amino acids. The record is from RefSeq and is a predicted model, not a curated record. Gene Ontology annotation, biological process: non-canonical Wnt signaling pathway; canonical Wnt signaling pathway. Gene Ontology annotation, cellular component: plasma membrane. Lineage: Eukaryota; Metazoa; Chordata; Actinopteri; Perciformes; Serranidae. Gene Ontology annotation, molecular function: Wnt-protein binding; Wnt receptor activity. The transcript has a single exon.
CCAAGUACCCGGAGAGCAGCGUUCAGGGCUUCACCGGAAGACUUUUUCACUUUUGUAAGUUACUCUCGCGCAAGAACUGCUCGCAAAACUGAUGAUACACGCAAAAAAAAGUGUACAGCAAGUUAAUUGGGCUAAAGUUGCUGUGUUAAACUUGGGAAGAUGACUUUUUGCAAGACCUGGUGUGCUGUACUCCUGCUGCCUGUACUGAUAUCAGCCCAGUAUCAAGGGGACAACGGAAUAGUCGUCCCGGAGCAUGGAUUUUGUCAGCCGAUUUCAAUACCACUGUGCACGGACAUCGCCUAUAAUCAAACCAUCAUGCCUAAUUUAGUGGGCCAUUACAACCAGGACGACGCAGGACUCGAGGUGCACCAGUUUUACCCUCUUGUAAAGGUACAGUGCUCGCCGGAGUUGAAAUUUUUCCUGUGCUCCAUGUACGCGCCUGUGUGCACGGUGCUGGAGAAGGCCAUUCCUCCCUGCAGGUCAAUCUGCGAGAGAGCCAAACAGGGCUGUGAGGCUCUCAUGAACAAGUUUGGCUUCCAGUGGCCGGAGCGACUGCGCUGCGAGAACUUCCCCGUGCUGGGAGACGGACAGAUCUGUGUGGGCCAAAACGAUUCCUCCGCCGCCACCGUCCCACCCAUCAUGCCUGUCCCGGGGACCCAGGACGUCUCCCUUGUCCCCUCCCAUGAGAGGCCUUUUCGCUGCCCGACUGUUCUGAAAGUACCACCAUAUUUGAAUUAUAAGUUUUUAGACGUGCAGGACUGUGCAGCUCCCUGUGAGCCCUCAAGGGGCGGUGGGAACAUGUUUUUCACUGACAAAGAAAUCCAUUUCUCCCGCAUAUGGAUUCUGGUCUGGUCUGUGCUUUGUUGUGCAUCUACAUUAUUCACUGUAACCACCUAUUUAGUCGACAUGCAGCGCUUCAGAUACCCUGAGCGUCCUAUCAUCUUCCUGUCUGGCUGUUACACUAUGGUCUCCAUCGCUUACAUCGCUGGCUACUUCCUGGGAGACAAAGUGGUGUGCAAUGAAAGCUUCAACCCAGAAGGCUAUAAAACCAUCGUACAAGGCACCAAAAAGGAGGGUUGCACCAUCCUCUUCAUGAUGCUCUACUUCUUCAGCAUGGCCAGCUCCAUCUGGUGGGUCAUCCUGUCCCUCACCUGGUUCCUAGCAGCAGGUAUGAAGUGGGGGCAUGAGGCUAUUGAGGCCAACUCUCAGUAUUUUCACCUGGCAGCCUGGGCGGUACCCGCCGUCAAGACCAUCAGCAUCCUGGCCAUCGGGCAGAUCGAGGGCGACGUGCUCAGCGGCGUUUGCUUCGUGAGUCUCAGCAGCCUGGAUCCCCUGCGAGGCUUCGUGUUGGCCCCUCUCUUCAUUUACCUUUUCAUCGGAACCUCUUUCUUGCUGGCCGGCUUUGUGUCACUGUUCCGAAUCCGCACCAUCAUGAAACACGAUGGCACCAAGACAGAAAAGCUGGAACGACUCAUGGUGCGGAUCGGGGUAUUCAGCGUGCUCUACACCGUCCCCGCCACCAUUGUUAUCGCCUGCGUUUUCUACGAGCAGGCCUUCCGCCCCCACUGGGAGCGCAGCUGGGUCAGCCAUAACUGCAGAAGCCUGGCCAUCCCUUGCCCGCUGCAGACCGGGCCCCGGAUGACUCCAGACUUCACUGUCUACAUGAUCAAGUACCUGAUGACUCUGAUAGUGGGGAUCACCUCUGGUUUCUGGAUUUGGUCUGGAAAGACUCUACACUCCUGGCAUAAGUUUUACACAAGGCUGACAAAUGGCAAACAUGGAGAGACCACUGUGUAGAAUAAAGGGACAUCCAAAUGUUGCUGGGACUAAUGUGUGUAUUAUUACCUGUUUCUCAUGUGAUAGGUAAGUAGCACAGUGUGUAGCUAUAGGUCCUUACAGCGUCUCUAUCCACCUCAGCUUUAUAGCCACACAUGCAUGCCAAACUGAGGGUCAGGGUUUGACAAAAGGGCAAGCUGGAUAAAUAAGGACCGAGCCUGACUGUCUGAACAAAUAACAAGCAUGGCUAUGGAUGCCAUGUGCUGAACUGCUCUCCUUCCCCCUCUCUUAAAGCCACCAUAAGCUCAAAGAGAGUGAUGAUCCUGCAGCCAAGAACACAGACAGCGCGGGGGGGAGGGGAGGGGGGGGGGGUCUCUGUUAACAUUUCAUAUGUAAUUAAAUGAAACUGUAAAUAGUAUUUGUAAAAACAUGAAAUUAUAUAUUUGUAUUUAUAGAAAGUAAAUACUUUUUCUUAUCCGCCAGUGUACCUGCUUUACUUUUGCACUGUAAGAAUGCCACGUACCAUAGAUCUAGACAUGCUCCUUUUUUUAAUUCAUUCACUGCUGGUUAUGAAUUACAUUGUUUUUUAUGCAUUAAACAAACAUUUCUGUCUGUCGGAUGAUAUCCAAGAAGCUUUUUCAGUUAAGCGUACUGACUGUACUAUCACUCCUUUUUAACAAAAAACAUGUGCUGAGACCAGUGGUGGAAAUUAAAUAAGUUCCUUUACUCAAGUACUGCACAUAAGAACAAUUUUGACAUACUUGUACUUGAAUAUUUUAAUGUUAUGCUGCUUUAAUCUACUACUCCACUACAACCCUGAGGGAAAUAUGAUACUUUUUACUACAC